Molecule: messenger RNA, 513 nt
Organism: Cannabis sativa
Lineage: Eukaryota; Viridiplantae; Streptophyta; Magnoliopsida; Rosales; Cannabaceae
Exons: 1
Coding region: 1-513 (170 amino acids)
Molecular function (GO): zinc ion binding
Source: RefSeq, a predicted model, not a curated record
AUGGAGGAGGACUUGGCAUUGCAUUUUGAAAAAGGUCAGUUUUUGAACGUUGACUCAUGCGGGCCUUACACGUUGCAGGUUCACCCUGGAAGAACAGUUCUCACCGGUGGCGUAGUGGACUUGCAGGAAAAGAGUUGCACUUGCGGCUUGUUCCAGUGCAUGAAGUUUCCUUGUCCUCAUGCAUGUGCUGCAUCUCAGGAGCGAAGUAUUAGCGUGUACACACUAUGCUCGCCAUAUUACACAACCGAAUAUUGGAGGAGAACAUACGAAGGAACAAUUAUGCCAGUUGGUGACGAGGAUGAUUGGGAAUUACCUGAUGACAUAAAGAACAUGACAGUUGGAGUGCCUGUUGAGAAGCAACCAGUAGGGCGACCCAAGAAGCAAAAGGUUGGAAGAAUUAAGAACAACCGAACUGCUUGUAAUGGUGAAAGGAUUAUCAAAUCACGAAAAUGUAGCAAGUGCGGUGCCACGGGACACAACAGAAGCACUUGCACCUACCGAGGUUUAACAUAA